Molecule: messenger RNA, 283 nt
Organism: Psammomys obesus (fat sand rat)
Lineage: Eukaryota; Metazoa; Chordata; Mammalia; Rodentia; Muridae
Product: cytochrome c oxidase assembly factor 4 homolog, mitochondrial-like
Exons: 1
Coding region: 8-271 (87 amino acids)
Biological process (GO): mitochondrial respiratory chain complex IV assembly
Cellular component (GO): mitochondrial intermembrane space
Source: RefSeq, a predicted model, not a curated record
UCUCAAGAUGUCAACCUCAGUCCCACAAGGCCAUGACUGGACCCGGCAGGUGAAGAAGGAUGAUGAUGAGGAAGAUCCACUGGACCGGCUGAUCACCGGCUCUGGCUGUGCUGCCUCUCACUUUGCAGUACAAGAGUGCAUGGCCCAGCACCAGGACUGGCGUCAGUGCCAGCCACAAGUGCAGGCUUUCAGGGAUUGCAUGAGUGCGCAGCAGGCAAGACGGCGGGAGGAACUGCAGAGGAGGAAAGAGCAAGCCAGUGCUAAACAGUGAGAACUAAGCCAU